Moneuplotes crassus is the source of this 2288-nucleotide messenger RNA. The record is from the annotation of a GenBank genome assembly. Lineage: Eukaryota; Ciliophora; Spirotrichea; Euplotida; Euplotidae.
GAUGAUCCUCUAAAACAUUUCAUAAAAUUACCUUAUAAUCAAAAGUAAAAAUAGCGAAUAGAGAGCAAUGGACGAGAACCAUAAUAACAAUAAUAGUAUCGUAGUUCAGCAGAAGCAGGACCUAUUACCACUGAAAGGGCUCAAAAUAUCAAGUUCAGAAGAGGUUCCUGAUGAUGUUGAACUUCUGAAGGAUGGAAACAAAGAGGCUACCAAAAUCAACUUUGAAAGCACACAACAAGCGAGACAGCUAAAGGAAGCUGGAUCUAGCACUUUGAGUGCUAAUGUUGCCACGAAAGAUGUUAACACCAGCACCCUUAAGGGGUGUCCUGGGGAUGACACUAGCAAUUUCAAACCGGCCAAUGAAACUCAAGAUGAUGGUGACACCCGUGGGAAUACUACCGGAGAAGCUCGAGAAGGGAGCUCUGACGAAGGAGAUACUCAUAAUUUCUCCAAAAAUGCUACUCUAGACAAGACUCUGAGCUAUGAUGAAGGGGCUACUCUAAUCAGGGAACGUUUCCUGAAGAAUUCGACUAAAGCCCAGUCACAAAAUUUCCAGAACGGUAAAAGUGUUGAGAUCACACUGGAUCACCCAAAGAGCGAGGGCAAUCCAGCAAUUGGAGACUCUAGCUCUGGCAAAUCUUUGACGAACUCUACAAGGAAAGAAGAAAAGACAAGGAGAAACCGGGUGAAGCCUAAUUACUCACUAGAAAUGGCAAAAACAUCUCAUGCUAAAAAGAGGUUCGAGGAGUCCCCUAAAUCUCCUGAAGAAGCUCCUCCUGCCCCUCCUAGGCAAAUUUCAAAGAGCAAGGCCAAAGAAAUUUGCCUGAACUGGAUUAAGAGCUUAAUCGCUCUUGAAGCAAAAACAAAUAUGGAAGACGAUAAGGAACUUCCUGACGCUGAAGUAUCUGAGUACUGCUCAAAUAAGAUGUGACCAAUAUCUAUCAACAAAAUCCAGAAGACCCCCAAAAUCAUGAAACAGCUCAAGAGAGUGAGGAUGAGGAAGGUCCACCUGGAAAACGAGUACAUGAACGAAGACAGAUGGUACUGCCUAAAAUGUCUUCAAUCCCAUGAACAGUCACUAUCCUGUCUCUAUUGCUCCCAAGUCUAUUUCAUUGAGGAGGAAGUAUUGGAAGACGAAGAGAAAGUCUGGAUUUGUUGCGACAAAUGCGAUAGAUGGAUCCACUUGGAGUGAGAAAUUCAGACAGGAAAGAAUUCCAAAUUGAGACAUCAAGAUUACGACUCUGAAAGCUUCAGGUACUCAUGUCCUGAAUGCAAACCAAGCUCAACAAAAAAGAAGACAACUAAGAAAGAACAGAGGAAAGCAGCUAAGAAAGGCGUCAAAACCAAGCCAGAAGCUGCUAAGAAAGGACGAAGGAACACAGGGAACUCAGAAGUGUCCGGUAGCGUUAAUGACGGUGAGAAAGCACCAAAAAUUCCUCUAAGAGCUUCAGUAUCUCAGAGAAGGAGAUCUGACCUCAAUUCGAGUUCCUACUCAAAUUCACUAGACGACGUCUCUCAGAAAGAUAAAAAUGUCGUCUUUGAAAGUGACGCAAAGAUGGCUGACGAAAGUUCGGAAAUCAACAACUAUGUAAGAGAAGACUCCCAAAUGUGCAGCAAUGAAGAAAGUAAGAGAAGGAGCACUGAACUCAGUUCCAAAAAUCACUCUAGAGAGACCAAAGAGAACAGAAGGAGUAAUAGGACUAGGAAGGUGAAAGAAUCAAAAGCUUCCAAGGAAAAUAUGGCUAAAAAUAGAAAGAACCUCAAAAGAAAUCAUGAAGAAUACAGCCAACAGGACUACAGCAAUGGAAGAGAGUCUGUUCAGGAGCUUACACUGUACAGAAGCCUAAAAAUUGCCAGGGAAAGAGAAGACAUUGUUGAAGCAAGAACUCUGGCACCUAAAGUUCUACAGUUUUGAGGUUUAUCCCCAGCCCAAGUCGCUGAAAGAGUCGAGAAAGAUCUAGAAAUUAUCAUGCAACACCUGGCUGAAGAUAUGAAGAAUGACGAGAACCUCAGAGACUCAUUUAUGGGAGAAUUCUCUCAGAGAGACAUUUACUUCAACAGUCCUGAGAAAGACACUGAAAGAGGAGCAUACUGAACAAAUUCAUCAAUGAAUUUGGCUAGUAGUAGCUUUGGAGGAGCUACAAAUGCAAAUGAGCAUGGUAAAUCGUUGAGAUCAAGAAGAACUAGAACAGCUACUUCCAAAAACUACUAAUUUAAGCUUAUUAAGAGCUUUAAGCCUAACCUAAUUGGUUGGUAUGGAUGCCCUAUUAGCUCCUAAAGUAAUUCAG